AUGAACGUGAAUCCACAUUUAUACACAUCGUCACCACAGAUUGCUCAGAUGCAGUUGCUACAGAGGCAACAGCUACUACAGGAGCAGGGCACUCCGUUGUCGCAACAACAGCACUUGACAAAUGGGGCGGGAUUGAGUGCUAAUCCAGUAUUACAACAAUUACAGCUUCAGCAGAUGCAACAACAGCAGCAACAGCAACAACAACAACAACAACAACAGCAGCAGCAGCAGCAGCAACAACAGCAACAGCAACAGCAUCAACAACAAAAACAACAACCAGUCCCCAUAAUUAAGGAUGUUUGGGCUCAUAACCUCGAGUACGAGUUUAACAACUUGCGCAAGUUUAUUAAUGACAAGAGUACGACGAUAUACGCUGCAAUACAUCAAGAGACACCCGGAAUUGUUGCAAGGGCAAUUGGGUCUUUCAAAACAAGCACCGACUAUCAUUUUCAAACAAUAAGGUGUAACUCUGACUUGUUGAAUCUAAUACAAUUUAGCAUCUGUUUUAGUAAAGGGGGAGGAAAUCCAGUGAUUUGGCAGUUUAAUUUUGCAUACGAUUUGACCAAGGAGAUGUAUAGUGAGGAGCAUUUGGCCAUGUUGGCACAACAGUCGUCCAUUAAUUUUCAAGCACACAUGUCUCGCGGGAUAAAGCAUUUUGAGUUUGCUGAGUUGUUGAUUGAUAGUGGGUUGCUAUUGGACAAUUCCAUCAAUUGGGUAUCCUAUCACGCUGGAUAUGACUUGGGGUUUCUUGUAAGUUUGCUAAUGAAUGAUAGUCUUCCUGUGGAUGAGGAAGAGUUCCACUGGUGGUGUGAUAAAUACUUCCCCAAUUUUUACGAUUUGAAAUACAUUGGUAAUCAGGUUUUAGGGUCCGAUGAGAAAAUGAAUAAGCCAUCCAUUGAGUACUUGGCAGAAGAGUUGCAUUUAUUGCCUAUAUCCCCUGCCAUUCGUCAACUUUUUGGCAAUGCAGGCCAACCUCUGCAACAUCCCACAUCAACUUUACAUGCUUAUUUAUCAAUGGAAUGUUUUAAAGAGUUGUUGAGACAAUCGGUGGACCCAAAGAGGUUCAAGGGGUAUAUAUGGGGGUUAGGAAAGGAAUAA
Messenger RNA from Lodderomyces orthopsilosis Co 90-125, 1098 nucleotides. RefSeq names its product CCR4-NOT core DEDD family RNase subunit (gene POP2). Gene Ontology annotation, cellular component: P-body; CCR4-NOT complex; CCR4-NOT core complex. The transcript has a single exon. The record is from RefSeq and is a predicted model, not a curated record. NCBI's taxonomy places the organism in Eukaryota, Fungi, Ascomycota, Pichiomycetes, Serinales, Debaryomycetaceae. Gene Ontology annotation, molecular function: poly(A)-specific ribonuclease activity; nucleic acid binding. The coding region runs from base 1 to 1098 and encodes 365 amino acids.